GUCACAGAUGCCCGCCGCGCACUGAUGGUCCCUCCGCCGCCAUCGGAGAUAGGCAGCGCCGCGAGCGCUGCGGCGCCCGAGCCGAGCGCCUUCGCGAGCUUCGGCUGGUGGCUCGCGCCGCGGGCGCUGGGCUCCCUGGGCCUGCUCGUCGCGCUGCUGGCUUGGCGCGCCGAGACGGGCCGCGGGAGCCUGAUGCGCCUCGGCCUGGUCGCCGCGCUGAUCGUGGUGGCUGCCAUCUGGGUCGGCAUCCAGACGGUACGAGGCUGGUGGCGCGCCGCCACGGGGCAGCAGGCCGAGGUGGAGGCCCUUCGCGCCCAGCUGGCGAGCCUGACGCUGGACGCAG
Molecule: messenger RNA, 343 nt
Organism: Prorocentrum cordatum
Lineage: Eukaryota; Dinophyceae; Prorocentrales; Prorocentraceae
Source: the annotation of a GenBank genome assembly